GACUCAAUUCUUCUUUUUAAAAACUGUCAUCAAAGCAUUAUGUUCUGUCAAACUAUGAUAAACAACAACAUAUAUUUCUUAAUAUGUAUUUUAGUCUUUUUCUAUUAGUAUUAUCAUUUAAUCACAUAAACUUUGUUAGUUCCGACAAGGGGAAUUCUACUAAGGAUGAAGAAUGUUCUUUGUGUAACCUUUCUUUUUUUCGUCGAAAACGUGCACUGCCUGAAUACACACGGUGGCGUGCAACGACCCAAGAAUUCAUUGUGAAAGUUUUAGAGGAUGAUGUUACAACGCCGCAGACAAAACAAAUAGUAGCGGUCAACAUUAAACCCAAUAGAAAAAUAGAAGAAAAGAUAAUAGUUGGUGCAACACUUUUAUCUACAGCAGUACCAAUAACAACCCCAUUAUCUGACGAAUACACACGUUUUGUACCUCCCACAACAUUAAAAGUCAGUCGAUAUGAAGAUAUGGUCUUCGCUCCUGCAACAACAGGUGGUAUUCCUCCAAUUAAACCUAAAAGUAAAGUUAGGAAAGGUGAACAACAUAUUGGUCCAAUUAUAAAAUUUACUGGAGAUCGACAUGGACUUCGAGAUGAGAGCCCUCCCUCUGGUCCAAAAUUUAUUCCUAGAACCAAUACUGAAUAUCUUUCGCAAUAUGCACCUAUUGCUCCAAUGGUGUUCCCUCAAAAGACCACUUUUCGUCCUCUAACUCCACGUACUGUUGAAAAAUUCGUAAUAUAUAAGACUUCUGUUCGACCUUCACGUACAUCGCAAUUGUUGGACUAUAUAACACCAGCGAGAACCCCGGAUUUUCUCAAUAUAUUAGGUUUGGUUGACAACAACCGGAAACCUUUUACAUUUUCACCUACGCGUACUUCGAUAUUUCCAAAUGAUACAUCUACUACUAUGAUUACUUUUAUAGACGAAAAUGAUGAUUUAGUCCAAACCAAAUCUAACGUAGAUGACACAAAUAGAAGAAAAUAUGAGGAAAAGAAAACUACAGAAAAAGAUUCGGAUGAGUUCUAUAAUAAUUUAAUGAUGUAUGAUGACGAUACCGAUGUCACAACUAAAAAAGUUUAUCCUGGAUUUUCUGACGCUGACGAAGACAGCUCUGAGAAAAGUAAAGAAACGGAGACUACAGAUACCACUAUCGGUCUUUCUUCUGAUUUAGAAGAAUACGAUAAUACAACAGAGAAAAUGGAUUAUCAUGACGAAGAUGACGUACAAAAAGGAACUACAACAGGCACAUUGACACCAAGAAAUACUGAAGAAGUGACAUUAAAAGCGACAACUUUUGCAAAGGGAGUGGAAAAUAAUACAAAAAGAGUUUGUAGUCUUUUAAAACUGCGACACCUAUCAUUCAGUUCACCACGCACACUUUAUGAGAUAACAACUCAAUUAAAGCAAUGGGCGGAAGAAAGUCCUGUUGCAAAAUGGGUUGAUAUAACAAAUGGAAAUUAUACUGUAAUGGAAAAUCCCAUUUAUAUGAUGAUCGUGGACGACCCUAGUAGUGGACAAAUUAUGUCAGCGAAACAAACUGUCAUGAUUGUUGCGGGUAUUCAAGGGAGAGACCACCACGCGGUAGCAGCAGCUAUGUAUGUGUUAUAUCAAUUAAUAGAGCGUACUGACGCUCACUCAGAUCUCCUAGUAAAGUAUCGAUUCUGGAUAAUUCCAGUAUUUAAUCCAGAUGGAUACGACUACUCGAUGACGUUUCCCCGUCGACGGGAAUGGACAAAGAAUCUACGCCAAACUUGGGACUCGUGCAAGGGACGUGACUCUUGCGAAGCGUGUGAGUUAUACGGGGUCAUGUGUACUAUUCAGUCCUGCUAUGGCGUGAACCUUGAUAGAAAUUUCGAAUAUCAGUGGAUCCCACCAGAGGAGCUACGUUCAGAACAUCCAUGUGGUCCAUUGUACGCGGGUUCUAGACAACUUAGUGAAGCCGAAACUCGCGCGCUAACUCACUUCCUCCAUGAACAGAAAACUCCACUUUACACCUUUAUAGCUUUCAAGGAAGGGGAUGUUCUGGGUAUAAUGUAUCCAUAUUCUCACACACGCAAAAGAAGAGCAUUCGAUCAUGUUUACAGACAGCGAGCGUCAAUUGCAGCAUCUGCUGCCUUCAGUAUUAGUGGUCGACCUUAUGCUGCAGGACAAACAUCUGAAUUUUUACCGCUUUAUGCUGGUGGUAUAGAAGACUGGGUUGAUGGCCACUUAGGUAUAGACAAUACCUAUACAAUCAUGAUGUUUCGACCCAGCGACUCGUAUAAUUCGAAGAUUUUAACUGAGCGCGUCGUUCAUGAAGGAUUCGCAGCUGUAGAUACGCUUUUGCUUCAGAGCACUGGACCCUUGGGACCUCCACCAGUCACAUUAAGUCGGUCAAAGGCAGUUGAAUUGCAACCUACAACAAAAACAUUUCUUAUUUUAUGUAUACAUUUCGUAAAAAAUUUGUGUAAAAGUUAGGACGCAAUUGUGAUUUUACUACGGCAGUGAAAGCAUAUUUAUUUGUGGAUUUUAGAUGAUGGCGAUGCCCAUCUAUUUAUGUCAUGCUCUCUGAGUUCAAAAUACAUUAACGUUUACAUAACCUACAACUCUGAAAUCAUCAGUCACGCCCUAACUAAAGUAUGUCAAAUUUUUGGUACACACAUUUGACGAUAGCGUUUACUAGUUUGUUAAAAUCAUGGUUGACUGCCGAAAGUUACUACAAGGUUUAAAAACGUUUUAAAUAAUUAUAAACUCUCUUUUUUAGCUUUAAUUCAAUAUUUACUCAAAAGUUAAUUAAUAUUUUUACGAAACAUCGCUCAUUCUAAAUUUGGACGCCUUGUUUUUAUUGAAACAUAAAUUAAUUUUUCUUUACAUUAAAGGUGGUCUUGUCGUUAAAGUUACAUCCGCUGCCUUAAAAAAAGAUUAAUUUCCCUUAUCCUGACUAUUAAUAUUUGCCGUUUAAUUUCAACUGAGCAAUGUAGUAGUAAUAAUAACAAACACGUUAUAUGUUAUAUUCAGGAAUUUUGUCAUUGUUAAUAGAUAGGAUAUCGGUAGAAUAUUUUGACUUGUUUGGACAAAAGGUGUGGUGAUUACUCACAAUACGCCAAUAUGAGUGCGCUAAUGUACUGUAUCCUAUAGGAUACAGCCUGACUAAUGCCUAUAGGCAACCAAGUCGGCCGGAGACAGUGCAGGAGUCGUUUUGUUUAUUGCAUUCAAAUCAAGCCAAUUGCGGAGCUGAUACCAACUCUAGUAAUAUUUUUUCUUAAAUUCUUGACAGCUGAUUAACCCGAGAGUACGUUCUUUUUAAAAAUACCAAUACAUUUAUUUCAGGGGUGGAAUAAAAAAAUCCUAGUGUUUUUUCUUAUCUGUCAAAACUACAAGUUUCUCUGGGGUUAUCUGGGGUUCAAUAAAUUCGGGAAAUAUUAGAUUAAUUUUAUUAAUCAAAUUACUAACUAUAAACGUGAGUGUCAACGUUUUCCUUAAAUGACUCAAUAAAACCGAUUAUUUAUAUGUACUAAAUAGCAAUGUAUAUAGUUAUAGCCCCUUGUUUUUUAUCACUUUAGUUUUUUGUGUAAAUAAAGGAAUUAUUCA
Messenger RNA from Pieris napi, 3566 nucleotides. RefSeq lists its product as uncharacterized. Gene Ontology annotation, molecular function: metallocarboxypeptidase activity; zinc ion binding. NCBI's taxonomy places the organism in Eukaryota, Metazoa, Arthropoda, Insecta, Lepidoptera, Pieridae. The record is from RefSeq and is a predicted model, not a curated record. Gene Ontology annotation, biological process: proteolysis. The transcript is spliced from 12 exons. The coding region runs from base 84 to 2453 and encodes 789 amino acids.